This is a messenger RNA of Medioppia subpectinata, 579 nucleotides long. The record is from the annotation of a GenBank genome assembly. NCBI's taxonomy places the organism in Eukaryota, Metazoa, Arthropoda, Arachnida, Sarcoptiformes, Oppiidae.
AUUAAUGANAUCGAUCACAAAAUGGUUACUUUAUAUCAUAUGAGUCUAAUAACAGUAUCGUUAGUACUUUUGGCCAAAUCAGUGGUUUGUCAACCAAUCCAUGAUAACGAACACAAACCUGUAUAUCAAGAGAUUAAUGAAUCAGAUCUCAGAUAUUUGAUUGCAAAGACUUUAUCGCGUCAUCCGUUAGGUAUUUUGGGCCACAUUAUUGUUGAGGCCGUUGACAAGGCUGGUGUGGACGGACACAAACCCGAGUCGAUGUCAGUUCGGGACCGACGCUACCAAACGGCUACAAAUCUAAACGAUCAAAGUUUCCUCCGAUUCGGUCGAAACAGCAAUAGGAAUAACAAACGACCCAAAGAUACUGCCUAUGACUUAAACGACCGGUCAUUCCUCCGCUUUGGCCGCAGUUGGAGUCCCGAGAGCUAAGACAUGCCCUUCAUAUCACUUAUAAUUGCAUGUCUUUUAAGUUGUUAUUAAAAUAAAUAAUAAUUAUAAUAAUCACAUAACUCUUGUGAUAAUUAAUUACAGAAUUCAAUCUUAUUUGUAAAUUAGAAAUUUUAUUUAAAAAUCAAACCA